Symbiodinium sp. CCMP2592 is the source of this 1962-nucleotide messenger RNA. The record is from the annotation of a GenBank genome assembly. Lineage: Eukaryota; Dinophyceae; Suessiales; Symbiodiniaceae.
AUGGGCAAUUUCACGAGCUGCUGCUGCGAGGCGCACUUCUGCCAGGAUGAAGAGGUGCUGCUGGAGGACAAUAGCACCGUCGACAAAAACGACUCUGGCCCGGUCGACAUCGAGGCUGCAACCGUGCUGUUGGGGCGGGAGGCACUCAGCACUUUGAGGAGGAGUCCCUCCUCCAAGUGCCGGCCAGCUCUCGAUUGGCUUCCUGAGGGCUCCCAAGCGCAGGUGGAGUCCGACAAGUCCGACAAGUCCUCCAAGGAAGCGAGUGUCUUGCAUUCGACCAGCAGCUUGGCUUCGGUGGAACACCGCUUCUCCGAGCCGUCCAUGCCCAUGCAACCUCAGCUACCAGCAAGCGCCGAGCAGCCCGAAGUGCAUGCUUUGCAGGAGGACCCGGACAUUGUGAGAGCAGAGGUCCAGGCAGCAGAGGAAGGAGCGAGGGCAGCGGCCGCCCUGCAGCAAUUGCAGCAAGCUGCAGAGGAUGGCGCAUGCGCCCAACGGACACUGCGAAGACAUGGCCUCCGCUCUGCGGCCAGUGCGCAGUCACAGGAGCUGCAGGAUGCCGUGGCGAGGCUGAGGCAGGUCACCCAAGAGCCGCUGACGCAGCAGAACGUCAAGGCAAGAGGUUCCCUUCUGCAGGGAGAACGUGAUGGGUCUUUGACGGCCGCGCAGGAAACCACGAAGGACGAGGUCAAGACCGAAGAGCUGCGAGUCCAGGCUCGCGAUGCAUUGCUGCGUGCUUCUAUGAACGGCAACCUUGAGAAAGCGUUGAGACAAGGGAAGUCCGACAAGAAGCCUCAGGAGGGUGCUAAGCCGGCAGAGCCUGCAGAAGCAAUGAAGACCGCAGUGACACCAGUGACAAAGUUCGCAAAGCUGGCCUCCGUGGCAACAUGGCUUGCUCCCAAUCCGAACAAGCUCGCUCAGGCAACCGCCGCUGCGUCUUCUGAAGCUCCACGGCAGUUCGCCAAGAUGCCGUCUGUGGGUACUUUUCUGACACCCAAUCAGGAGAAGCUGCAGGGCAAGGAGUCAGUCAAGGAGUCAACAUCGUCGGCGUCUACCGGAACAAAGGAUGCGGUGGAGACGGUUCCCACAGGCGCCAUAGCUCCGGAUCCCGCAGAUUUUGAAGACCCAGAAGAGCUUCUGGAGCUCAGAAAGCGGAAUCAGAGCCUGCUAGCAGAGCUUUCAAGCCUCCGGGUCGAGCUUGCCGCUGCCAAGAAAGCGGCAGACGAACCGGCUGCAGCGCUGGAGAGUCACCGUGCCAAGCAGGAGGUGAUGAUAGCUUCUUGGAGACAUCAACAUGUCCAGCUUGAAGGCCAAGUCCGCCACUUGCAAUCGCUCCUCCAGUACAUGAUCCAUCACGCCACAGAGCUUGCUCGCAUCGUGCAAGGGGACUGUGCCCAGCAGGGGAAGCUUCACCACGAGGUGGCUGCAGUGAUGCAGAGGAUCCGUGGGCUUCAGGACGAGCUUGCCUCGCCUGCGCACCAGCAAGCUAUGCAACCUGUUUCUGCAGAGACUCCACCCAGCCGCUCCCGUCUCGGCACCAUCGAACCGACUCCAUCCACCCCGCACAGCCUGGUGCAGGAGCCGGUCGCCGUGGCGGUCGAGGAGACUCCAGCCAUGUCGGCGCAACUGCAGGUGAGGCUGAGCGAAGAGGUUCUGCGAACCUUCACCGAGGACGUGUCCGAUGCACCUUGGUGGGUAGAGCUCCUGUGCCAGAGCGCGCCGGACGUCGUCGAGGGAGUGGUUGCCUGGGAUGUGUCCACUCCCAAGGCCGCGGAUGCGGCCGGGGCAGCUCACGAAGAUCGGCAAGACUUGCCGUCCCCGUACGGCCAAGAAGUCCUGGUGCCUAGGAUGCAUGUGAGCAAAGUUUUCGACGGCACUUUGGCCGAAGUCCUUGAUUCCGAGGCCUCGGGCAGCGUCGCUCCGGACACGGGUAACUACCCGUGGUCGGAGUGGCCGGAGCAGUAA